UAGCCGUGUUGGUGUGUGGCUUUUCUUCAAACGGGAAAAUCCUUAGCUACACAGAGAGGUUUGUGGACCAACAUGUAGCUUUUUUUUUAUAAUAAGACCACCACCGAAAUGACGAGGAGGGCUCCGUUAUCGCCGUUUACUUUACCGUAAAUACACGACGCUUUUCUCCGGACGUACCUGAUGGAGCGAGCGGUGAGGCCGGCCGAGGCCGGAGGGAGCUCAUCCUCAGUCGGGGCCGCUGUGGCGGAGGACACGGAGACCGUCAUUGGAGUCGGAUACGGGAUAGAAGAUACUGCUGCUAAGAAGACCUGCAUAACUGAGAUGCCGUCCUCGUCCUGCCACCCAGGCUCCGGCCCUGAGAAGAAGAUUGGCCACAGGAGGGUGGAUGCCUCGGGGGAGACCACGUACAAAAAGACGACCUCCUCAGCCCUGAGAGGCGCGAUCCAGCUGGGCAUCGGCUACACGGUGGGCAACCUGAGCUCCAAACCCGAGAGAGAUGUGCUCAUGCAGGACUUCUACGUGGUGGAGAGCAUCUUCUUUCCAAGCGAGGGCAGCAAUCUGACUCCAGCGCACCACUUCCCAGACUUCAGGUUUAAAACCUACGCCCCCGUGGCGUUCCGCUAUUUCCGAGAACUCUUCGGGAUUCGACCCGAUGACUACCUGUACUCUUUAUGUAAUGAGCCCCUGAUCGAGCUCUCAAACCCCGGAGCUAGUGGAUCGAUCUUCUACGUUACCCGUGACGACGAGUUCAUCAUCAAAACUGUACAGCAUAAAGAGGCGGAGUUUCUGCAGAAACUGCUUCCUGGGUACUAUAUGAACCUGAACCAGAACCCUCGGACACUUCUUCCCAAAUUUUUUGGCCUGUACUGCAUCCAAUCUGGAGGGAAGAACAUCCGGAUUGUGGUAAUGAACAACGUUCUGCCACGCGUCUUCCGCAUGCACCUGAAGUUUGACUUGAAGGGCUCCACGUACAAGCGCAGAGCAUCCAAGAAGGAGCGAGAGAAAUCCAAGCCCACCUUUAAAGACCUGGACUUUAUGCAAGACGUGCCUGAUGGGUUACUGCUGGACACGGACACUUACAACGCCCUGGUCAAGACCCUGCAGAGGGACUGCCUGGUGUUAGAAAGCUUUAAGAUCAUGGACUACAGCCUGCUCCUGGGUGUCCACAAUAUGGACCAGGCUGAGCGUGAGCAGCAGACAGAGGGUUCUCAGAGCAGCAGUGAUGAGAAGAAGCCUGCGGCCCAGCGAGCACUUUACUCCACAGCAAUGGAGUCCAUUCAGGGAGGAGCUACCUGCAGAGACUCCAUUGACACAGAGGACACAAUGGGGGGAAUCCCGGCAGUGAGUGGGAAAGGCGAGCGGCUGCUGCUCUUUAUUGGCAUUAUAGACAUUCUGCAGUCUUACAGGCUUAUUAAGAAGCUGGAGCACACAUGGAAAGCACUAGUCCAUGAUGGAGACACCGUAUCAGUGCACAGGCCAAACUUCUAUGCUGAUCGGUUCUACAAGUUCAUGAGUUCUACAGUAUUCAAGAAGAGUUCCUCACUGAAGUCCUCUCCCUCGAAGAAGAGCCGCAGUGCACUGACAGUGCCCAAGCAUAGCGGGCCUGGGGCAGCCUGGUCAGCCAGUCAACUCCCCUCAGAGAGAGACCACCAUGUCUACGACCUGAGAGGAGCACGCAGCUUUCCUGUGCUUGAGAACGACGGUCUGCAGCCAUGUACUCCUCCGUCAUUUGAGGAGGCCACCACAGCCUCGGUUGCCACCACGCUGUCAUCCAACACGUCCAUAUCGAUCCCAGAGCGAUCCCCCUCUGACACAGCGGAGCAUCCUCGUUACAGGAGGCAAACCAUGACUCUAAAAGACACCAAUGGAAGGAUGGUUGAUGUCCAUGAGGAGGACCAGCAGACUAUCACAGUGCAGGUGGAGGUUAAGAGAGAGACAGAAGAUGACGAGGAGAAAGAAGAGACCGUGAUAGAGGAAAAAGCAGAGAAGGAGUGUGUGAUCUCCUGUACACCACCUCCUACAGAGAGCAGUGUGCCCGGGGAAGCCGAUGUCCUCUCCCUGCCAGAAAUCAGAGAGACUGAGAUUCUGGACGACAUCAUUCCAGAAAUAGUCGACCAUUCACAGACAGCAGAUCUCCAUCCACAUGCGUCACCACAGGCAACCGUCUCUCUUGAGGAUGUCGCCCUGGAAACAGGCACCAAGACAGAAGCAUCAGCGGCCCCGGAGUCAGGAGCUCCGGAUACACAGGCUCUGAGCUCCACGCUCGGCAGUCAGCAAUCCGAGUGCCUCGGCCAGGCACCUACGAUCAACGAGGUUGUGCCAGUCACCGAUAUCUAUUUUUAAACUGUAUGCAGUGUGAUAGGUGUUGGUUGAACUCGGAGCUCUUCUCUUCUUUCGUCAGCCACGCCCACGAGCCCUGCAGAAGAGCUCCUGCUUUGCCAAGCAUCAUGGGAAAAAAUAGUCUGGAACUUUUCAGAACUAAAAGAAACAAAGAAUAUCAUCAGCCAGUUGAUGUUCUGUCCUUUCCCAAGUCUCCUUCUCGUCCUAAAACAGAUCGAAGAAGGAUUUCCUGAUUCCUGUGAUGUCCAUAUCUGACUCUAUGCUCUGAGCAUUCGCAUUAUCCAAACCUGACCAGUAAGCACUCUUCCACCACGUCUCAGUGAUGUUCGUCGUCACACAAUCUUUCUAUCUUUCAAUGUUUUUACCUGCUGUUUUAUUUAUUUUUAAUUUUUUUUACGUUCCAUCCAUCCCCUAAACCCUUCAUACCAGUUUGCUUUUAGUUUGUCCGUAAUUAUUGGUGAAAACUGAACUCCAGCUUAUUUCUCCGUGACGCUGUGCUGUAGGAAUCCCCCGGUUUGGGGACGGACGCUGCUCUUUCAUGUCUUCUAUAACAUAUCAGUGGCCGUGGCUCAGACACCGCGACUGAGACACAGCCACGGCUGGAAGGACCUUCUUUCAGGGUUCGAUAUUUCAUUUAGAGCAUAUCAAAAGAGUGCUGGUGCGAAGUACGGUGUCCCAGAAAAACAUCAGUAUUCCCAACACGCACCACUACUGUAGAAGUUCACUUCCCUGAUGUAGAAGUGAAUAUGAAAAGUGUCACGUUUUUAUGUUUGGUUUUUGUCUUUUAUAUGAUUUAGGAACUGUACGGUAGAUGUCAUUUUGCAUCUUAGCUGUUUUUAAUUUUAUAAUAGAUUUGGGUUACAUUUGGUCAUGUCUGUUGAGUCCUACUGUUGGAAACAGUACAAAUAUAGUUUACGAAAUCAUUUUUAAUUCCUGAACUUUUAUUUAAAGCGAUAAUCUCAGAUAAUCAUGGUCUUACUGCCAUGAAACUGUGUGUGUGGGAGGGUGUGCACGCCCACAAGUGUGUGUUGGAGUUAUAAUACUCAAUACUGUGGUCACAAAAUAUUAAAAUGUAUUAAAAUUGCAUUCUACAGCUAUAUAACUCUCUCUCUCUAAUAUAUAUAUGAGUGAUUCCACGCUUAUGGGUACUGAA
Messenger RNA from Neoarius graeffei (lesser salmon catfish), 3493 nucleotides. It is a transcript of the gene pip5k1cb, whose product is annotated as phosphatidylinositol-4-phosphate 5-kinase, type I, gamma b. Bases 181 to 2343 code for a protein of 720 amino acids. The transcript is spliced from 17 exons. Gene Ontology annotation, molecular function: phosphatidylinositol kinase activity. Lineage: Eukaryota; Metazoa; Chordata; Actinopteri; Siluriformes; Ariidae. Gene Ontology annotation, biological process: phosphatidylinositol metabolic process. The record is from RefSeq and is a predicted model, not a curated record.